Molecule: messenger RNA, 633 nt
Organism: Puccinia triticina
Lineage: Eukaryota; Fungi; Basidiomycota; Pucciniomycetes; Pucciniales; Pucciniaceae
Exons: 6
Coding region: 1-633 (210 amino acids)
Biological process (GO): positive regulation of anaphase-promoting complex-dependent catabolic process; positive regulation of ubiquitin protein ligase activity; anaphase-promoting complex-dependent catabolic process
Cellular component (GO): anaphase-promoting complex
Molecular function (GO): protein binding; anaphase-promoting complex binding; ubiquitin ligase activator activity
Source: RefSeq, a predicted model, not a curated record
AUGGGCACCGGCGCAGGAGCGCCGCGCCUUAGAAAAGAAGACCCAAAUGCCAGAAUCUGCCUUGUGCAGGUCUUCCUCCUCACCGCGCCACAGUCCUCACCUCCAAACGGAUCACCCAACCAACUGCUUCUCUGGGAAAUUUUUGCCCCCUUCAACUCGCCCCCCCUCUUCUGCUUCAACCACUACACUGCAGCUUUCAAGGCCCUCAACUGGAGCCCCCAUCAGAACAGCUUCCUCGCCUCCGGCGGUGGCUCAACCGGCAAGAAGAUCUGCUUCUGGAACAUCAUCAGCGGCAACCUUGAUCUCUGUGCCAAAUGUGUCCUCAAAUAUGUGAAUUUUUUUUGGCAAUCAGUCUUCCCUCCGGGCGUCGGGCAAGGAUAUCAGCCUUUCGCCGAUCCAGAAGCCAGUUCACCGCGCCGUGGAACCCAAUGGAUCACGCCUAAGCAGAUGCCAAAAGACGUAUACGCUGAUGAUGGACCGGCUAGCGUGGUCAUCCUUGCAGGGAGCCUCUUAGGCACGGCUGAAAAGCUUUUGGCCACAGAGACAAUCAGCUGGGACGCUCGCCAGAUCGACUGGGUCAUUGCGGGAUCCAUGACCAUCAUGGCCAUCCUUACUAUCAUUGUCUCCGCCUAA